AUGCCUCGCACGGUGGGGCUACCAACAUACGCAGCCGUACCUGACAAGGCGAAAAAGCUCUUCCCCGAGAAGUCUCGGAAACCAAUGAUCCGGCUUUAUUGCUUCCCAGGAGCCGCAGACAACUACAUGCUGUGGCUGGAGCUAGCCACGAGUGCACCCGAAUGGUGCGAAGUUGCUGUUUACGAACCCCGGGCGCAUGGCUUCCGGCCAGAUGAAGCCUGGGACCGAAGCCUGGAAGAGAGAGCCGAGGAUGCUUUCAAUGUGAUGCGUCCGGCCUUUGAGACGCAUGCAAAAGGCGGGGUCUCAGAGGGUGCCCCGUUUGGCUUCCUUUCGCAUGGCGUGGGCGGGCAGUUUAUGGCUUUGCUUGCAUACCGACUCAAGCAGGAACUCAAUUUGGAGCCGCUGGUGGUGUUUGCCAAUGAUGGCCCUCCCCCGAACAUACCGACGCUCUCCGACGAGGGCUACCGCAUGCUGUGCGAGGACGUGCUGGGGUUCUACCGCCUCUUCCAGCCGGACACGAUGGACCAGUAUGAGAAGAUGGGUGGUGCUGGGAAUCGCGCGGCUGAAGCCCUCAUACAGAAGUGGUCCCGAGGCCUGCGCCUCUUUGAGGAGCAUGCCAGACGGACUGUAGCAAGAGGAGAGGAAGCACUGUACCAUAAGUUCAACUGCGACUUGCACGUGCUGGUUGCCAAGCACACUGUGGACACGGACCUCUUGUUUGCUGAGCUGAAGGGCCCUCAACGGGACUACUGGGAACGGCGCAAGAAGAUCACCGGAUCCAAUGCAGAGUCUGGAUGCAACUGGGACAGGGAUGCUUUCAAGGCGUGGGAACCUUGGACGACAGAGGACUUCCAUUACCACGAGGUUGAGACUGACCACAUGACCAUUAAGAACUCACCGCUCAUGCGGCAGAUUGUGUUCAAGGAAUUGGGGGGCUUCUGUGGCAUGGAUUAUUGA
This is a messenger RNA of Symbiodinium pilosum, 957 nucleotides long. The record is from the annotation of a GenBank genome assembly. Lineage: Eukaryota; Dinophyceae; Suessiales; Symbiodiniaceae.